CCAACAAAAAUGUUCCGGCUAAAUAAAAAAAACAAUAACAAAUAAUCGAUGUAAUAUUGACAACCCAAAAUAAUAAUAAUAAUAAUAAUAAUAAUAAUAGUAACAACAACCGACAACAAUCAAUAUCAAAUUUAUAUCAAAUUCUGAAAAGUCUGAAAUUAUGAAUAAAUUGGAUUAUCCACGUCGCAAUGGUACACACAAAGUUCGCAUAACGAUAUUGUGUGCUAGAAACUUGGCCCGCAAGGAUUUAUUUCGCUUGCCCGAUCCAUUUGCCAAAGUUCAAGUGGACGGCACUGGCCAAGUGUAUUCAACGGAGAUUAGUAAAUCUUCAUUAGAUCCCAAAUGGAAUGCACACUACGAUUUGUUUUUGGGUCGUGGCGAUGCCAUCACAAUAACCGUAUGGAAUCAACGUAAAAUUCACAAAGGAAGCGGUUUCCUUGGAUGUGUUAGGAUACCAGCGGUGACCAUUCAAAGUCUAAAGGGAGCAGGAUUUCAACGUUUGGAUUUGGGAAAACUGUCGGCGGAUGAUGAUGAGCUGGUGCGAGGACAGAUCAUUAUAUCGUUAUUGCCAAAAGAUGGACCAUGCAGUGGCAAUCCCUUGGCGAUAGUUGGACCAAGCGGGGAUGUAAGGGGACCCUCUGAAGACGAUUCAUCGGAGGAUAAUAAUCUGCCUGAGGGUUGGGAGGAGCGGCGAACGGACAAUGGUCGCUUCUAUUAUGUGAAUCAUGCCACCAAAUCGACGCAGUGGGAUCGCCCGAGGCGAACGACAUCACCGCAACAGCGUAAUGGCAACAAUGAUAGACUGCCACCGGCUGGACCAACGAGAUCAACCACCUGCACAAACCUGUUGAAUGGCCACGGUGGUUACGGUGGUGCUGGUAAUCGGAAUCGGGAGACAACAGCUGCCACGGAUGAGCGGCGACAUUCCACGGAAAUACUGUCGAGUGUGGGCAAAGAGAAUACCAGCCCGUCAUCCACAGCGGCGGCAACUCCUGGAAAGAAACCUUCCGCAAAUAGUCGCAGCACCUUGGAACCACGUCCCAGCAAUGAACCAGCACUGACCAUUAGCGCCAGCAAUGCCACCAAUAACACUAGCACCACCAAUACCACGAGCAGUAGUCGAUUGCACAAUAAUGACAAUCAUGUGAAAACGCCAAAGCACCAGGGAAUAAAUGGUCAUGGAGCCGGUGGUGAGGCCAUCUCGCCCACAGGCCAGCAGAACUAUGUGAAUGGAAAUGGCAACCAGAGUGGUCAGGCGGCACAGCCGCAAAGUGCAAGUAAUGGUUGGGCGCAGGAUGAGAGCACCACGACAACGAUAACAACAACAGCUGGGAACACACCAACAGCGGCUCCUCCAUCAUCAAUAGCAGCAGCAGCAACAACAACAACAACAACCACAACGCCAACAACGACGCCACCGAGGCACACACAAAGUCAAAGUCCAACAGCAACAAAUGAACGUUCUCCUCCGCCAGCUGGACCAGGAACGCCGACAACAACAACAAAUCGAAAUGUCCAUAGUCCCAAUGCCAAUAGCAGUAGCAGUAGCCAGACUGCAGGCAGAUCCACGACUACUACUGCUGCUCCACCCCCCGCGUCGGCUGUGGUUAUUGGUCAGCGUUCGCAGAGACGGAGUUCCCGGCAAGCUGGUGAGGAUGCAUCAUCGACAAGACGACGGUCGUCACGCGGCACCAGGGGCAAUGGCAACGGCGGAAGCAGUACUGGUGGUGGAUCGGGUCAAAGAUAUGCCUCCUCGGCAGCCAUUGCAGCUGCCAAUCAGGCAACUCGUCCAUUUCUGGACUUGCCGCCAGGCUAUGAAAUGCGAACAACGCAACAGGGACAAGUGUAUUUCUAUCACAUACCCACUGGUGUCUCCACAUGGCAUGAUCCGAGAAUUCCACGUGAUUUCGAUACGCAGCAUCUGCCGUUGGACGCAAUUGGUCCGCUGCCAAGUGGCUGGGAGCAGAGGAAAACUGCCUCGGGGCGAGUGUAUUUUGUGGAUCAUAACAAUCGGACCACACAAUUCACAGAUCCGCGUCUGAGUGGCAGCAUAUUGCAAAGAAUACGACGAGGAGGAACAAUACCCCCGUCAUCAGCAACAGCAGCAGCCCCACCACCAGGAGCACCAACUCCAGCGCCGACACCAGCCACACCCGCAGCAACUCCAACGCAGCCGACUGCAGCCGUGACACCCAUAGCAACAACAGCAAUGACGACGACAAUCAUGUCCACACCAACGCCCCAUCGUAUUGUUCCUGAUCUACCACAGGGCCUGCUCGAGGGCGCUGAUCUCCUGCCAAAGUAUCGUAGAGAUUUGGUUGGUAAAUUACGCGCCCUACGCACCGAACUGCAGACAAUGCAGCCCCAGUCGGGCCACUGUCGACUGGAGGUAUCACGCAACGAGAUCUUUGAGGAGAGCUACAGACUGAUUAUGAAAAUGCGGGCCAAGGAUAUGCGCAAGCGAUUGAUGGUUAAAUUCAAGGGCGAGGAGGGUCUCGAUUAUGGCGGAGUGGCACGUGAAUGGUUGCAUCUACUAUCGCGCGAGAUGCUAAAUCCACAAUAUGGCUUGUUCCAGUACAGUCGCGACGAUCACUAUACGCUUCAGAUAAAUCCCGACUCUGGUGUCAAUCCGGAUCAUCUCUCUUAUUUUCAUUUCGUUGGACGCACUCUCGGCAUAGCUGUGUUCCAUGGCCAUUGUCUGGAUGGUGGUUUUACCACACCCUUUUAUAAACAGCUUCUCAAUAAACCCAUUACCUUGGGUGACAUUGAGGGUGUCGAUCCGGAACUGCAUCGCAGUCUCACUUGGAUGCUGGAGAGCAAUAUCAGUGGAAUAAUUGAGUCCACAUUUAGUGUAGAGAACAAUAGCUUUGGAGCACUGGUGGUGCAUGAACUGAAACCGGGUGGUGCGACCGUACCCGUCACAGAGGAGAAUAAGCGAGAGUAUGUGAAACUCUAUGUAAACUAUCGUUUUAUGCGCGGCAUUGAGCAACAGUUUCUAGCAUUGCAAAAAGGUUUCUGUGAGCUUAUACCCAGCCAUUUGUUGCGGCCGUUCGAUGAGCGUGAACUGGAAUUGGUCAUUGGCGGCAUCUCAAGCAUUGAUGUCAACGAUUGGCGAAACAAUACGAGACUGAAGCACUGUACGAACGAAACGACACAGGUGUUGUGGUUCUGGCAGGUGGUUGAGUCCUACAGUUCUGAGAUGAGGGCACGUUUAUUGCAAUUUGUGACUGGAUCAUCGCGUGUACCUUUGCAAGGAUUUCGAGCAUUGCAGGGUUCAACGGGUGCAGUGGGACCACGAUUAUUUACCAUACAUCUAACAGCAGAUGUGCCGACACAAAAUUUGCCCAAAGCACAUACAUGUUUCAAUCGGAUCGACUUACCGCCCUAUGAGACCUAUCAAUUACUCUGUGACAAGCUAACCCAGGCCGUCGAGGAGACUUGUGGCUUUGCUGUUGAAUAGAGAACUACCUAAGCCACAUAUGUGCAUAUGUAUGUAUAUGCAUACACACACACACACACACACACGCUC
This is a messenger RNA of Drosophila willistoni, 3529 nucleotides long. It is a transcript of the gene Smurf, whose product is annotated as E3 ubiquitin-protein ligase Smurf1. Gene Ontology annotation, biological process: ubiquitin-dependent protein catabolic process; negative regulation of BMP signaling pathway. The coding region runs from base 161 to 3460 and encodes 1099 amino acids. The record is from RefSeq and is a predicted model, not a curated record. NCBI's taxonomy places the organism in Eukaryota, Metazoa, Arthropoda, Insecta, Diptera, Drosophilidae. Gene Ontology annotation, molecular function: ubiquitin-protein transferase activity; protein binding. The transcript has 7 exons.